Molecule: messenger RNA, 1916 nt
Organism: Erinaceus europaeus (western European hedgehog)
Lineage: Eukaryota; Metazoa; Chordata; Mammalia; Eulipotyphla; Erinaceidae
Gene: ATP6V1B1
Product: ATPase H+ transporting V1 subunit B1
Exons: 14
Coding region: 130-1671 (513 amino acids)
Biological process (GO): proton transmembrane transport; ATP metabolic process
Cellular component (GO): proton-transporting V-type ATPase, V1 domain
Molecular function (GO): ATP binding; proton-transporting ATPase activity, rotational mechanism
Source: RefSeq, a predicted model, not a curated record
UUACAGUCAACUCCACUGGGAGGCUGGUGAAGAGAGGGGAGGGCGGCUCUCUCUGGUUUCAGCUGGGCCUGAGGUCUUGGACUUGUCACCAGCUGACGGGGCACUCGGUUUCCAGCACACCACCUCGUCAUGGCCACGAAGGUGGACAGUAGGCCCGGGGGGCUCCCUGGCAGUGGCUGCGACCUAGGCACAGCCCGAGAGCACAUGCAGGCGGUCACCCGGAACUACAUUACCCACCCCCGAAUCACCUACAGGACUGUGUGCAGUGUCAAUGGACCCCUGGUGGUGCUGGACCAAGUCAAGUUUGCCCAGUAUGCUGAGAUCGUCAACUUCACCCUCCCUGAUGGGACUCGGAGGAGCGGGCAGGUGCUGGAGGUGGCCGGAACCAAGGCAAUUGUUCAGGUGUUCGAAGGAACCUCUGGGAUCGACGCCCAGAAGACAACCUGCGAGUUCACUGGGGAUAUCCUACGGACUCCAGUGUCAGAGGACAUGCUGGGUCGGAUCUUCAAUGGCUCUGGCAAACCUAUUGACAAGGGGCCAGCGGUCAUGGCGGAAGACUUCCUAGACAUCAAUGGCCAGCCCAUCAACCCUCACGACCGCAUCUACCCAGAAGAGAUGAUCCAGACGGGCAUCUCUCCCAUUGAUGUCAUGAACAGCAUUGCUCGUGGCCAGAAGAUCCCCAUAUUCUCAGCUGCAGGGCUCCCCCACAAUGAGAUUGCUGCCCAGAUCUGCCGUCAGGCUGGGCUGGUGAAGAAGUCAAAGGCUGUGCUGGAUUACCAUGAUGACAACUUCGCCAUCGUCUUUGCAGCUAUGGGGGUGAACAUGGAGACAGCCAGGUUCUUCAAAUCUGACUUCGAGCAGAAUGGCACCAUGGGAAACGUCUGCCUCUUCCUGAACCUGGCCAAUGACCCCACAAUUGAGCGGAUCAUCACUCCACGCCUGGCGCUGACUACGGCUGAGUUCCUCGCCUACCAAUGUGAGAAGCACGUGCUGGUCAUAUUGACUGACAUGAGCUCCUACGCAGAGGCCUUGAGAGAGGUCUCAGCUGCCAGAGAAGAGGUGCCUGGGCGCCGAGGCUUCCCUGGGUACAUGUACACAGACCUGGCCACCAUCUACGAGCGUGCAGGCCGAGUGGAGGGUCGGGGCGGCUCCAUCACCCAGAUCCCCAUCCUCACCAUGCCUAAUGAUGAUAUCACCCAUCCCAUCCCGGACCUGACAGGCUUCAUCACAGAGGGACAGAUCUACGUGGAUAGACAGCUGCAUAACAGACAGAUCUACCCCCCCAUCAACGUGCUCCCUUCCUUGUCUCGGCUGAUGAAGUCAGCCAUCGGGGAGGGCAUGACCAGAAAGGACCACGGAGAUGUCUCCAACCAGCUGUACGCUUGCUACGCCAUCGGGAAGGACGUGCAGGCCAUGAAGGCGGUGGUGGGCGAGGAGGCGCUCACCUCGGAGGACUUGUUGUACCUGGAAUUCCUGCAGAAAUUCGAGAAGAACUUCAUCAAUCAGGGCCCCUAUGAGAACCGCUCGGUGUUCGAGUCUCUGGAUCUGGGCUGGAAGCUGCUGCGCAUCUUCCCCAAGGAGAUGCUGAAGCGCAUCCCGCAGAGCGUGAUCGAAGAGUUCUACUCCCGCGAGGGGGCGCCGCAGGACCCGGUGUCGGACACCGCGCUCUAGCAGCUCACAGCCUGGCUCAGAGCGGACUCCGCCCCGCGCCCGCCUCCUACACACUGAACCAGCCCUUCUGCCCCCACCCUCUGUCCACCCCCCACAAUUACGGCGGUGGGGAUUCCUUCGCUCCACCCCUCUCCCUGAAUUCCCAACACUGGAAAAAGAACAGGAAGCUAAGCUUGUAUUGUCUUGCUUUGACCAAAGCAUCUUUAUUAAAAAAAUAAUAAUAAUUAAAUAAAAAGUAACCCAGA